This is a messenger RNA of Hippoglossus stenolepis (Pacific halibut), 6372 nucleotides long. It is a transcript of the gene arhgap31, whose product is annotated as Rho GTPase activating protein 31. Gene Ontology annotation, molecular function: GTPase activator activity. Gene Ontology annotation, biological process: small GTPase-mediated signal transduction. The record is from RefSeq and is a predicted model, not a curated record. The coding region runs from base 650 to 4567 and encodes 1305 amino acids. Lineage: Eukaryota; Metazoa; Chordata; Actinopteri; Pleuronectiformes; Pleuronectidae. The transcript has 12 exons.
CUUCACUUCCCUCCCCUUCACACAGUCUCAACAUUUCAAAAAUCCCUGCCACACCACUGCCACGAAUCCACCUCUAAACAUAGAAUAUUUGAAAAAAAGGGGAAAUCGGAAUGAAAAUACAAACUAAUGUGCCUGGGCGGGGGGGUUGCCUCUCUUGAUGCCUCCUCAGCCACAGAGAAACCAGUGAAAAGGGGAGACUGUGUGGAAUGAAGGAAAAGAGGAGGAGAUAAAAAAAAAGGAGCAGAGAGGGAAGAGAGAGACUGGCUGGGGGUGAAAGAACAACAGGAAACCAACCGAUUCUAAUGCUGUUUCUGCAAAUCUCCUUGAGAUAACGCAGUGGACUGCCACGUCCCGGCCGAGCUGCAGUCACGCCGUGUCUUUUUCUCUGAUCAUCACUUGAAAUCAUGGCAAUCUGAAAGAGUUCUAAAAGUUUCAAACGUGACGUCACUUCUGCUCUCAGCCUCCGACAGGGUGGUCAGUCAGAAUGUGAGCGGAUGCAGGAGUUUUGGGAGCCGAUUGCUGGGAUUUCUAUGUCGCUGCUUUCUUGACCCGCAAGCUCAAGCUUUUUUUACCGGGGUCAUAUGGAUCGAUCGCCGUGCCUUCAAGGAGCUUUUCAUUGUAAUCAUCUGGACUAACUAACUGGAGCCACAUGAAGAAUAAAGGGACAAAGCAGAAGUUGAAAAAGAAAGGAAGUGAGAAUGCGUUCGGCUGUGACUUGACAGAACAUCUCCAGAACUCAGGACAAGAUGUUCCGCAGGUUCUGCAGAAAUGUGCGGAGUUUAUUGAGGAGCAUGGGGUUGUGGACGGGAUCUACAGGCUGUCGGGGAUCACCUCAAACAUCCAGCGUCUCAGGCAGGAAUUCUGCUCUGAGGCGUGCCCUGACCUUACAAAGGAAGUGUACCUCCAGGACAUCCACUGUGUGGGUUCCUUAUGUAAGCUGUACUUCAGGGAGCUACCCAAUCCCCUGCUCACUUAUGAGCUGUACAGCAAAUUCACGGACGUGGUCUCUGUCCAGGGCGAUCAUGAGAGACUUUUAUACAUUCAGAGGGUCAUCAAAGAGCUGCCGACCCCUCACUUCAGGACUCUGGAGUACCUGACUAAACACUUGACCCAACUCGCCACGUUAAGCACUGAGACAAACAUGCACACACGUAACCUGGCCCUGGUGUGGGCUCCAAAUCUGUUAAGAUCCAAAAACAUCGAGACUUCAUCUACUAACGGAGACAUGGCGUUCCAGGAGGUGCGAAUACAACAGUCAGUGGUCGAGUUUAUUCUAAACAACACAAAUCAGAUCUUCAGCGCUGGUUCGGUGCAAAUCAAACCCAAAGAAGGACCAAGUUUGAUGUGUGGGGAGAUGUACGCCACGAUCCCGAUCAGUGGCCAGUGUGGGCCGAUGAAACUGAUGAGCCUGGAAGAAGCUCAGGCCCGUUCCUUAGGUCAAAACCAUCCUGUGCACAGAGAGCGUCAGCGAGAGAACAGUCUUCCUAACACCAGCACUGCCACGCUCUACCACACCGUCAUAGACAUAUCAGACAGCAAACGAAAGAUUUCUGGGAAAUCGAAGAAGUGGAAGUCCAUCUUCAACCUGGGAAAGUCUGUGGACUCAAAGGGAAAACUGAGCCGGAACGGCAGCGUGUUCAUUAGAGCACAGGGGAGCACAGAAAAGGCAGCUCUACGUCCAUCCAGGAGCAUGGAGUCCUUGUGCUCUUUACCAACAGAUGACGACAGAGCAGGAAACAGUCCAGCUGGAGGACCGGGCAGCAUGUUUCUUCCAGAUGUGAAAUCCAGAACACUGGGAUCAGACUACGACCUGAGUGACCACGACCAACACUGGGAUUUAAAAGGGAAGAAAGUUGCCGGAGCGACGGGUGGCUGGAGCUCCAUCACAAACCAAAAGGGGUCACCGGGUGCCUCCUCUCAAAAGACACUGCCAGAGCAACUGAAGGUGUUCAAAGGCGAGGACCUCAGCGGGUACAAACCCACGUCUCCGAAAAACCGGAGGAUGUUGUACUCAGGCUCUUCCCACAACAGCUCAUCUCGGCCCUCCUUCCCAGGAAGCUUCUUCCCGCUGGAGUCCUCGCCGCGGCAUCAGAGGCGAGCCGUCAACAUAUCUGAGCCUUUUGCAGUGUCCGUUCCCCUGCGUGUGUCAGCUGUUAUCAGCUCUAACAGCACGCCAUGCAGGGGCCACGCCAAGGACAAAGCAGCCACUUUGAAACCCUGCAAAGAAAGUUCCGAGCAGAGCACCAACAGUGGAAAGAGCAACACCUUCCCCCAACUGGAACCAAAGAAGCAGGAAGGAACGGAGAAGAAAAAUACAGAGGAGCUGACCUCUGGAGCUCCACCAGAGGAUACAAGCAAAGAAGUGACGCCAGAAGGAGAUGGAGGGAUGAACACUUCUGAACUGAAACCGCUGUCCCCUGCAAAUGCAAGAGAAAGCGAAGAUGUGGCGCCAUCUUCUGGGAAAGAACUGCACAAGCAACCUAUAGCUUUACAACUGGACAAAGGAUGUUCUACUGGGAACGAGCUGUGGUCUGACCUCCACCAGGAGCUGAGGAUAACCGAACCUGAAAUCGACCUCCUGGAUGAGACUUUCAAACCGGUUUUCAGCUCCAGGACUUGUGAGGGCACAAAGUUGACGAUGGACGUGAAGUCGAAGCGGAGCCGCAGCUCUCCGUCUCUGUCUUUGCUGUGCAGGGAGCAGCCUUCAAAUACCUCUCUGAGUGAUCGCAUAUUCGCCACUGGAUCAGACUCUGCAAAGAGACAACCGUCAGAGUCGGACAUUUUGUUUUCUCUGCACAAAAACUUUGACGUGUUUGUCGGUGGAAGCACAGGAAACGUCUGCCCUGCUGACCUGGUGGGAGAGAAAGAGAUGAAGAGGCAUCGAGGAGCCUCACACUGGGACAAAGAUAAACCAGCGCAAACCAGGAGGAGCCAACUUGCUUUAUCAGAAACACGUUUGGAUAAAGCUGUGGCUUCUCCGACAGCAAAGGAUGCUCCAACAAUUGGAGGGGUUUCAGGAGCAGGUGAUACAGACAAAUCACAGAAACGUGAAAUUCCGCAUCCAGAGAAUAAAAUCCCCUGUGAUGGAGCAAAGCGGAGUGCGAUGACGGAGGCGGAGGCGAUCCAGAGGCUUUCCUUUUGUUUGGAGCAGAGACGUAAAGCCUUGGAGCUGCUGCACCUCGACGAUGACGAUGGAUGCACAGGAAACAUGGAAGACCUGGACUUAGUGGAGCCCUGGGAGGACUUUAGCUCCAGCAAGCAAUGGGUGACCAGUCCUCUGCACUCACCUGACGUGGAGGAGCUGUUCAACCAGCUGUCUCCCUUCUACCCUUGUAGAGAAACGUUGAGCUCUGAGGAGGGAAAGAUUUCGCCUCCUUCGGUCGAUAAUAGCAAACAAUCUGCCAGUAAGAGCAACGAACGCCCCCCAGGAGCCAUCCUGCAAACAUCCAGCUGCAAACCUGAAAGUAAAUGGAUGUAUUUUCCGUCAGUACCUGCUCGGGUCAAUGUGAACAGCAUCAACGCAACACAGACACACACAGGAAAAUGCAGCACAGCAAAACAGAAGAACACAGUUUCAUCUCAUAGGUUUUACAGGCAGAUGUCGUACGAGGCAGCAGCUCCAGAGAAAAGAGAGGAGAAUAGCUUUUCUAAAAACAGGCCAUGUUCGCUCAACCUAGACCUGGGGUUUAGAUGCAUCAGAGACAUUUCUAAUCAGCAGAACCGUAACUCAUCAGAGUUCUCAUCUUGUCAUAGAGGAUUACUAAGCUCGUGUGGGACUGUGAACAACGGGCUGCCCUCAGAGCUGGAGUUGUUUCUGAACGAUCGGCAGGCGCCUCUACGCCGAAAUUCAGCGCCGGUCAGCGUGUCGUCAGUGCGAACAGCGUUCAUGAUAAAAACAAGCCAGGCCAAAGCCGUGCCUGUCAUCCCCCCGAAGGUCCAGUUCAGUCAGAUACCUCACUCCAGACAGGAGAAGGAUUUUGAUGCAUUGAAGGAGCAGGAAAAGGAAUAUCCCAAAAUGAGCGCAGAGAGAAUCAAUGCUGCGACUCCUCAGGUGAUGUCAGAUCUAAAGGAGGAGCUGGAGAAUAAAGAGCCUUCGCCCAAACACCAAAAACACCCCAAUGUUGAGAAAUCCGCUGACGCCGUGAAUACCACAUCCACUCCAGAACUGCCGGUCAUAACACGGAGACACGCUCCCAGUCUGGAAGUGUUUGUAGAUUGUCCCAGACCCAACCGAGGGAACGUUUUACAGAGGCCGUCCUUCAGGAACCGACAGAGACCUCAGAGUCUCAUCCUGCUCAGCCCUCCGUUUCCCAUCAUGGACUACCCACCGUCAGGGGACGACAGCAAGCUCCUCUCAUCCCUCAGGAGCCUGAACGACCCUUCAGCGCCGAACGUCUUCUCUCGAGAGAUGGCGGAGAACUUCAGGACGGCGGAGGGGAUCUCGCUUCAAAACAAAAUGACUAUUCCAAAAAGCGGGCAGAGACUGGAAACAUCGACCAGCUGCUUCUACCAGCCGCAGAGACGCUCCAUGAUAUUUGACAGCAGGAGCCACAGGCAGAUUGAGUGACUGGAGGUGCAGUCAGCGAGAAUGAGACUGGGUGUCUGUAAAUAGAUACAGUAUAUAAUUAUAUAUAUAGACCUAAUGUCUAAACUGACAGGAAGGUGAUAUUGUUGUAAAUCAAAGGAUUUUGUUUGAUAUGGGAGAUGAAGUUAUUGUAGAAAUAUUGAGUCAUUAAGCAAAAAAUCAUUAAGUAUUAGAGAAAACUUUGAGGAGGCCAUGAUUUUUAAUCACCAAAUGAUUUCUGUUAAUCUGCUGAGUAUUUUCUCAGUUAAUUGAUUAGUUGUUUGCUCUACAAAAUAUCCGAAAAUAGGAGAAAAAGACGAUUCUAAUCCCAGUUUCUCAGAGGCCAUAUUGAUGCAACUGUUCGCCAACAUAUGCAGUUUAUUAUCGAAGAAGAAUAGCUGUCAAUUGAAUAUUCUUUGAUUCGACUAAUGUUUUCAGCACUACUGACAUGCAUGAAUGAACAUGUUUUUAAAAGUGACAUUCGCUUUGCUCUUUUAAAGUUACUGUAUAUCUGAGAUACUGGAAAUCAAGAGAAUCACUGUCAGUGGUGAAAUCUUCACCUCCCCCUUGGCGGAGGUAAAAAUCUUAAAGUCAACACCCUUACUAGUUUUCCUGGGGUUUCAAUCAAUGGUGGAAGAACUAUGCACAUUUUAAUUAAAAAUACCAAUACAGCAUUUUGAAAAUACCUAUCUACAGAAAGUGGCACAGCCAUCUGAGGCACUAUGGUGUUCAGUAAUUUGUCGAAGGACACUUGAACACAGACUUAAGGUGCCGGGGAUCGAACCGACGACCCUCUCUACCUCCUGAGCCACAGCCGCCCCCUGACAGAAAUGUAAACCUUUAUUUUGUUCAGCUUUAUACUAAAACCUAAGUUUAAAGUUGUUCUGUUGUUUGAACAUGAACCUUUUUCUUAAUUUUGUUGUAUUAUUUCAUUUACAGCAUCUCCUUUCAACGGCACAAAGUUUAUACUGUAUCUGAUUCAGACCUCUUUCAAAAUAGGAACUCUAAAUACAGGAAGUGUAUAGUGAAGUUAAAUACAAAUGAUAAACUGACACUUAAACUUGUAAAACAGUUUUAUGUAGAUGAAGAUUUAUCACAACCCAGUAACUACGGUAAACUUGAUACUGAUGAUGUAUUGUACUGCUUCUGUGUUGAGCUGGUGUCACUGAAUUUCUUAAACUAAUAUUUAAAAGGAUUUUUGUUGAUUUUAAAUAUAGCAGAUUAUAAUUAACAGUAUUUACCCACAGAAGGAUUUUAACAUGUAUCUUUAUUUUUUGUAAUUACUUUGUUUUAUUGCAGUUUUUUUAAGUGCUGCUUGAUUUUUGACAACAGUGAUAAACCAGUAUUAUAGUUAAAGAGGAAGAAAAACAAACAGUGUUUAUGAUAUUUUUUGAAAGGUGAAGUCCAGGAGCUGCUGCGACAGUAAACUGGAGGCUGACUUUGUGCACACUGACUGUAUUCAAUGUGUCGGGACCUUGAUGGUGCUUUGAGUCAGACAGGAUCUCCAGGUUUGAUGUAUUUUCUUUGUAACUAAUGUAAUUCGUACAUGUAAGAUAGUUUUGAUGUUACGGAAAGUUACAGUUUUUAAAAAAAAGAUUUGGAUGUUGUUGAAGUUGAAUGAAUGAUCACACUGUUAAUCAAAAAAAGUUUGGAUGCUAAUGUUGGUUAUUUUAUACUUGUUUUGUGACCGAUAGUGAAACUGAUGGAACGGAUUCCCAGGAAAAUCACAGGUUCCAAUAAGAAAUGUACAUAAGACACAUGGAUUUUGUUACAGCAAAAGUUAUGAGAAUAAAAAUGUAUAAAAGUUA